AUGAAGACCUUCGCUGUCCUCGCCGGGGCCCUGCUCCUCGCCGCCGGGGCCUCCGCCGACGCGCCCAACUGCGCCGCCGUCGCCCUGUCCGCCAUCCCGCAGUGCGCGCAGUCGUGCUUCCUCAAGGGCGCGCCCGAGGUAGGCUGCGGCGGCACCGACUUCGCCUGCCAGUGCGAGCAGGAGGCGCGCCUGUACGCCGCCAUCGAGGGCUGCGUCGCCAGCGGCUGCCCGGCCCAGUCCUACCAGGCCGUCAUCGACGGAGCUUCGUCAGUGUGCAACUGCGCCGUCGGAGGCAACACCGCCGGGGGCUCCAUGACCGUCGGCUCCAUGGUCAACACCGUCUCCAACCUGCCCGCGACCGCCUCCAGCAAACCCACCGGCUCCGUAUCAGGAGGCGGCGGCAAGACCACCCCGCCCGCGACGGUACCUGCGGUCUCCACGGCGACGGGCGCCACCUCCGCCGCAGGUCGCGGCUUCGGUCUCGACAUGGCCGUCGUUGCGGCCGCUCUAUUCGGAUUCACUGGCUUCAUGCUAUAG
Molecule: messenger RNA, 537 nt
Organism: Thyridium curvatum
Lineage: Eukaryota; Fungi; Ascomycota; Sordariomycetes; Thyridiales; Thyridiaceae
Exons: 2
Coding region: 1-537 (178 amino acids)
Source: RefSeq, a predicted model, not a curated record